UCGCGGUCACUCUGGUUUUCACAGCAACAGCAAAGUAGACGGACGACGUUGGUCUCGUCAACGAGAUUUUCGAUACAAAAACAAAUAGAAUUAACAAGAAGCCCCAAUCCACAAGAUGAUGAAAGCCGCGUCCUGUGCCUAUGUGCGCGCCAGCGCCCAGGCACUGUCCAGCAGCCUGCGGGCCAGUGGAGCCGCCGUUGCCACGCGCCAGGCACACACGGAUCUGCGCGUACCGGAUUUCUCCGCCUAUCGUCGUGAUUCAGUCAAGGAUGAGCGUCGCCGCAACGAGAGCGCUGAGGAGCGCAAGGCUUUCUCCUAUAUGCUGGUCGGUGCUGGCGCCGUUGGCGGUGUCUAUGCGGCCAAAGGCAUGGUCAAUGCUUUCCUUGGCUCCAUGAGUGCCUCGGCCGAUGUGCUGGCCAUGGCCAAAAUUGAAAUUAAAUUGGGCGACAUCGCCGAAGGCAAAUCGGUGACGUUCAAGUGGCGCGGUAAGCCACUGUUCAUUCGCCACCGCACCCCGGCCGAGAUUGAAACGGAAAGGGCUGUGCCCACAUCGGCGCUGCGUGAUCCCGAAACGGACGAUCAACGUGUGCUCAAGCCCGAAUGGCUCGUGGUUAUUGGCGUUUGCACGCACUUGGGCUGUGUGCCAAUUGCGAAUGCCGGUGAUUUUGGUGGCUACUAUUGCCCCUGCCAUGGCUCCCAUUAUGACGCCUCCGGCCGCAUUCGCAAGGGACCGGCGCCAUUGAAUUUGGAAGUGCCCACCCAUGAGUUCCCCGACGAGGGCACCCUUAUUGUUGGUUAAGCCGUCAAGAGUUGUUUACGUUUAAGCAAAGCCCCUGCGACAGCAUAUAGAGAAUGGAUUGAUGUAAAUUAAUAAAAACCACACCAAAAAAAUCAAACUGUUCUCUUCGGGCUGCCAAAGAUUGAAUACCCCGAUCCGUCCCCCUGCCCCAUGUGUACUGCUUGCAGCAAACCUCUACUUAUACAGCGUUUAACCAAUAUAGUUGAGACUAAAGCACUUGUCUGCAGAGAAAGAGAUCCUCUGACCUCUCACUUAUUGAAACUAUACAUACAUAUGCACACUUUAUGAUGCCGUUGUCUUAUAAACUGUCUUACACAUUUCGUGACUAAAACUAAGAACCUUUAGCAAGAAUA
This is a messenger RNA of Drosophila virilis, 1152 nucleotides long. RefSeq names its product Rieske iron-sulfur protein (gene RFeSP). NCBI's taxonomy places the organism in Eukaryota, Metazoa, Arthropoda, Insecta, Diptera, Drosophilidae. Gene Ontology annotation, molecular function: 2 iron, 2 sulfur cluster binding; quinol-cytochrome-c reductase activity. Gene Ontology annotation, cellular component: membrane. Gene Ontology annotation, biological process: mitochondrial electron transport, ubiquinol to cytochrome c. The record is from RefSeq and is a predicted model, not a curated record.